AAAAAGAAUAUAAACAUGUCAAACGCUGACAACAGUGAGACUGAUGUUCACAAUCCUCCUCGGAGAAGAAGAUCAAGCAAAAGUAAACCUCCUGACUUGAGUGAUCUGAGGGUUGUUCUGCUGGGGAAGAGUGUGUCAGAAAACAGUCGAGUGGGAAACUUCAUAUUAGGACGAGCAGCGUUUGACAGUGAAGCUCCUCCAGAUGUUGUAGAGAGAGUUGGAGGAAGAUUGAAGGACAGACACGUGAUCCUCAUCAACAGUCCUCAGCUGCUCGAAACACACCUGUCAUUUCGUCAGAUCACGAAGACUGUGAGAGAGUGUGUGUAUCUGUCAGAUCCAGGACCUCAUGUGAUCGUUCUGCUCCUCAAACAUGAUCAGUGUUCAGCAGAAGAUCAAGAGUGUGUGGAGAAGGUGCUGGACUCUUUCUCUGAGCGGGUUUAUCAACACACCAUGGUGCUCACGACACAAGAGCCGACUGAAACCGACGACAUCCUACAGAAAAUCAUUCAGAAAUGCUGCAACAGACACUUCAGUCUUCAGGGAAACAGCUCUCCUGAUGAUCUUCUGCAGACGUUUGAGGAUAUUGAGCAAAUGAAUGAUGGACGGCACCUGGAUUGUGCUGAAGCUUCACAGGGUUUCACAAUGAGGCAACAGGACACAGAAAGACGUUCAACAGAGAGUGAAGAUGAUCUGAGGAUUGUUCUGCUGGGAAAAACUGGAGUUGGGAAAAGCGCAACUGGAAACACCAUCUUAGGAAGAAACGCUUUUAAAGCAGAGGAAUCUUUUGAAUCAGUGACCAAUGAGAGUCAGAGAGAAACAUCUGACAUCAACGGUCGACGUGUUACUGUGAUCGACACUCCAGGACUGUUUGAUACUGAACUCACUAAUGAAGAGAUCCAGAGAGAAAUCAGACACUGCAUCUCCAUGAUUCUGCCUGGACCGCAUGCGUUUCUCUUACUGAUUCCACUGGGACGAUUCACUAAAGAAGAACAAGAAUCAGUGAAGAUCAUCCAAGAGACGUUUGGUGAGAAGUCUUUAAUGUUCACCAUCGUGCUCUUCACCAGAGGAGACUUUCUGAAGAACAAAACCAUUGACCAGUGUUUGGGAAAACCUGGAUCUGUGAUCAGAAACCUGAUUGAAGUGUGUGGAAACAGAUAUCAUGUGUUCAAUAAUAACCAGACUGGAGACCGAACACAGGUGUCUGAUCUAUUGAAGAAGAUAGACAACAUGGUGAAAGCAAAUGGAGGGAGUUUCUACUCCUGUAAGAUGUUCAGACAGAUGGAGAGAGAACAACAAGAACAACAGAUGAAGAUCCUGAUGGACAGAGUCAGAGAAAGAGAAGAACUGAUGGAAAAACUAAAAGAGGAGAAAGAGAGAAUGAAGAUUAUGAUGGAGGAAGAACAACAGAAUUAUGUCAAAGAGAGAAAGAGAAGAGAAGAGGAGGAAAAAAAGAGGUGGGAGAGAGAAGAACAGAUUUCUAAUGAACAGUAUCAGAGACUCAAGAGUGAAAUGGAGAGAAUAGUCAGAGAGAAAGAAAGAAUAGAAAGAGAGAGACAAGAACAGCUAGAGGAUUUAGAGAGGAGACUUAAAGAAGAAAGAAACGUGAGAGAAGAUCAACAAAACACUUUUGAAGAGAAACUGAAACUCCUUGAAGAACAGCAUGAAGAUGAACUGAAGAGAAGACUAGAGGAGUGGAGAGAGGAAUAUGAGAGAGAGAAAGAUGAGGAGAUGAAGAUCUGCACUGAAACUGAUGAUUCACUACAGGGAGAAAACAGUGACAUUGGAACAGGAGUCACAGCACAUCUAUUUCGCAGACUUCAUCUUCACGGGCGUCACAAUAAACUGAGAGCUGCAGAUGUUCUUCAGGUAACUGAACAUUCAUUACAGUCCCAUGAGUCUUGUGCUGAAGAGGAGCUGGUUCAAAAUUUCCUUCAAAAACUACUGAUGAUGGACUACAGAGUAAGAUAUAUUAAAUCUAAAGAGACCAAUGAAGGUCACAAAGAACAAGGCACCUAUGACUCAUUUAGACAAGAAGCUGAUUCUGAUGACUUUUUUAAUUUCAAUGUAAAAUCAGUGUCUAAUGAAAGAACAAGCCGGUCUGAUCGCAUUCACCCGAUGGAUGUUCAGAUGGCCGUGUUUCAUUGUGCUGAUGGUUUCCUGAAGCAGUUGAUGGUCACUAAACUGUCCCAGUGUCAGUACGCUCUGCCUCUGCUUGUUCCUGAUCCAUUCACACAACAGAUUGAGUUUCCUCUCUGGACAUUCAGACAAAUCAACAAGAGCUGGAAGAUGAGAAACACCAACAAUGAAAUCAUCAGUCAAACCCAUCUGGUCUACAAGGCACAAACUCCAAUGGUGUCUUUCUUCAGGUUUGGCUCUGUGUCUUCAUCCAAGUCUCAGCUGAUGAACAGUCUGAUCAAUGAGAAACACAACACGUUCUUCCACAGGAACUGUCCAGGCAGCAGCAGAACCAGAGUCCUGAUGGAUGGAGUGGUGGAGAUCGCCUGGUUCUGCCCCUCUGGGAAAAACACGGAUAAAUUCACUGACUGUGUUGCGUUCUGUAAUCUACACGGUGAUGCUGGAGAUCAUGAGAAACAGCUGCAGAUCCUCACUGAAAUGGCCUCAGUCAAUGUUGUCCUUCUACCAUGUCUUCAGAGGGAUGACAAAAGUGCAGAAAAGAUCCAGAACAUGUUCAGAAUAACAACACCUCUUAUUUGUCUUUUUACAGAGGAUAAAUCUUCUUUAAUGAAGAUGAAGAAAGGGAAAUUUAAGAUUGGUCUGAAAGACAGACAUCAGUCAGAAGUAUCUGAAGAACUCAGAAGAGCCAUAAAUGAGUGUCUCUCAGAAUCAUCUUCCACUUUCAGACUUGAAUAUUUGUCCAAACACUCAGACAUCAGAGUAGAUGAGAAAGAUGAUGAAGACUGCAGGAGAGGAAGAGAAGCAGCACAGCAGAUGAUGAGUUUACUGGAGAAGAAAGAUCUGACAGAAAUUAAAGAAUCAUUUCUGCCUCAUCAGGGGAAACUGUGGCAUCAGUGGAGUCAGAAGAACAAAGAACUACAUCGACCUCGAGCAAAUGAGACAGAAAUGGACAUCAGUAGAAAACUAACAGAGAUGAAGAAAAUCCGUGAACAGCAGCAUGAAUCUGAGAUCAGUGAGUUUAUGAAGUUCUUUAUUAAUGAAAUUAACUCAGAUGCUGCAAAUAAAAAUUUUUUUUUUCUGAAGUUGCUUAAAAUAUGCCUGGAUGAAUAUAUGUCUACUGGCCUUUCUGCUAUACAUAAAAAAUAUGAUGAAAAGUGGUCAGCAGUUGUAAGACUGAAAGAGAAUGAUGAUAAAUCCAAGGAAUUGACAACUGAAAAAGAAGAACUUGUGAGAAUGUCUAAGGAUCUUCAAGCUGCAGGCUUUGGGUUGGAGCACAUCAUGAGGGAGAUCGGUCAGAUCUAUGAAUCAUGUUCAUCUGUGAAGAAGAACAAGAAAGAUCUGCCGUUUGACUUCUCUUCUCUCCCGAGUCUCGCAGCAGAGAUGAUGAUCUCUGGAUUUCCAUUGGAGCUGAUGGAUGGAGAUGCUGCUCAUGUUCCUGUGAUCUGGAUCUCUGCUGUUCUAGAUAAACUCAUCCAGAAACUGGGAGACCAGAGAGUCUUUGUGCUGUCAGUUUUAGGGAUUCAGAGCUCUGGGAAAUCCACCAUGCUGAACGCCAUGUUUGGACUCCAGUUUGCCGUCAGUGCUGGCAGGUGCACCAGAGGAGCUUUCAUGCAGCUGGUCAAAGUCUCAGACGAGAUGAAAACACAGAUGAACUUUGACUAUAUUCUGGUUGUUGAUACUGAGGGUCUUCGUGCUCUAGAACUGGCUGGACGAUCAAUACAGCAUCAUGACAAUGAAUUGGCCACAUUUGUUGUUGGUCUAGGAAAUCUGACCUUGAUCAACAUCUUUGGAGAAAACCCAUCUGAGAUGCAGGACAUUCUUCAGAUUGUUGGUCAGGCCUUCCUGAGGAUGAAGAAGGUCAGACUGAAUCCCAGCUGUGUGUUUGUGCAUCAGAACAUCUCAGACGUCACAGCUGGAGAGAAAAUCAUGGAGGGAAGGAGACGACUGCAGGAGAAACUGGAUGAGAUGACAAAACUUGCUGCAGAAGAGGAAGUUUGUGAUGCAGAAUGUUUCAGUGAUGUCAUUAGAUUUGAUAUUCAGAAUGAUGUGAAGUAUUUCGCUCAGCUCUGGGAGGGAAACCCACCGAUGGCACCACCAAACCCAAACUACUGUGAGAAUAUUCAAGAACUAAAGAAAACGAUCAUGUCUUAUCCCUCAAAAUCACAUGGAAUGAUGCUGAUAGACCUAAAAGAUCGUAUUAAAGAUCUCUGGGAGGCUUUACUGAAGGAACGAUUCGUCUUCAGCUUCAGAAAUUCUCUGGAGAUUUCAGCCUACAGGAAACUGGAGACAAAAUACAGCAAGUGGUCCUGGAGUCUUCACUGUGCCAUGAUGGAAAUUGAGAACAAACUACACAACAAAAUAGAAAAUGAAGCAAUUCAUGAGGUUGAGGAAACCGAUCUUCAAAAAGAACUGAAGAAGACAAGUGAAGAAGUGGAGAAAUCAAUGUCAGAAUUCUUUGAGAAAGACAAAGAUAAAGAAAUACUGAUUCACUGGAAAACAUCAUUUGAAAUCAAAAUCAAAAAUGUUCAAAACAACAUUAAUCAAGUAAUUCACAAACUCCAUCUUCAAGGCAGGCAACACAUACUGAGAGCUGCAGAUGUUCUCCAGAUAACUGAACAUUCAAUACAGUCCCAUGAGUCUUGUGUUGAAGAGGAGCUUGUUCAGACUUUCAUACAAAAACUACUAAUACAUAACUAUAGGGCAAGAUACAUUAAAAAGAACAAUGAGAAAGAUCAAACACUUCAAAGAGGCAAUGACUCGUCUGAAGAUGAGAGUGAUAUUUUUGAUGAUGUUCUUAAAAACAAUGAAUCAAGUCAAUCUGAGCAAAUCCACCCGAUGGACGUUCAGAUGGCCGUGUUUCAUUGUGCUGAUGGUUUCCUGAAGCAGUUGAUGGUCACUAAACUGUCCCAGUGUCAGUACGCUCUGCCUCUGCUUGUUCCUGAUCCAGACACACAACAGAUUGAGUUUCCUCUCUGGACAUUCAGACAAAUCAACAAGAGCUGGAAGAUGAGAAACACCAACAAUGAGAUCAUCAGUCAAACCCAUCCGGUCUACAAGGCACAAACUCCAAUGGUGUCUUUCUUCAGGUUUGGCUCUGUGUCUUCAUCCAAGUCUCAGCUGAUGAACAGUCUGAUCAAUGAGAAACACAACACGUUCUUUCACAGGAACUGUCCAGGCAGCAGCAGAACCAGAGUCCUGAUGGAUGGAGUGGUGGAGAUCGCCUGGUUCUGCCCCUCUGGGAAAAACACGGAUAAAUUCACGGACUGUGUUGCGUUCUGUAAUCUACACGGUGAUGCAGGAGAUCAUGAGAAACAGCUGCAGAUCCUCACUGAAAUGGCCUCAGUCAAUGUUGUUCUUCUACCACAACUUCAGAAAAAUGACAGAAGUGCAAGAAUAAUGCAAGGUCUGUAUCGUAACAGAAAGCCACUAAUUUGUCUUUUUACUGAGGAUGAAUCUACUCUAACUAAGAUGAAGAAAGGAAAAUUCAAAAUUGGUCUGAAGGACAGAAAUCAGUCAGAAGUAUCUGACGAACUCAAAAGAGUCAUAACUGAUUGUCUCUCAGAAUCAUCUUCCACUUUCAGACUUGAAGAUUUGUCCAAACACUCAGACAUCAGAGUAGAUGAGGAAGAUGAUGAAGACUGCAGGAGAGGAAGAGAAUUAGCACAGCAGAUGAUGAGUUUACUGGAGAAGAAAGAGCUGACAGAAAUCAAAGACUCAUUUCUGCCUCAUCAGGGGAAACUGUGGCAUCAGUGGAGUCAGAAGAACAAAGAACUACAUCGACCUCGAUCUGAUGAACUAGAAAUGGACAUCAGAAGGAAACAAACAGAUAUGAAUAAGAUCCGUAAACAGCAGCAUGAAUUUGACAUCAGUGAGUUUAUGAAAUUGUUCAUUAAAGAAAUUAACCCGCAUGCUGCAAAUAAUAAUAUUUUUUUCAUCAAAUGGCUUGGAAUCCUGCUGGAUGAACAUACAUCGGCUGAUCUUUCUGAGCAGAUCAAAGCUGAACAAGCAGAACUUGAGAGAAUAUCUGAGGAUCUUCAAGCUGCAUCCUUUGGUCUGGAGCACAUCAUGAGGGAGAUCGGUCAGAUCUAUGAAUCAUGUUCAUCUGUGAAGAAGAACAAGAAAGAUCUGCCGUUUGACUUCUCUUCUCUCCCGAGUCUUGCAGCAGAGAUGAUGAUCUCUGGAUUUCCACUGGAGCUGAUGGAUGGAGAUGCUGCUCAUGUUCCUGUGAUCUGGAUCUCUGCUGUUCUAGAUAAACUCAUCCAGAAACUGGGAGACCAGAGAGUCUUUGUGCUGUCAGUUUUAGGGCUUCAGAGCUCUGGGAAAUCCACCAUGCUGAACGCCAUGUUUGGACUGGAGUUUGCCGUCAGUGCUGGCAGGUGCACCAGAGGAGCUUUCAUGCAGCUGGUCAAAGUCUCAGACGAGAUGAAGACACAGAUGAACUUUGACUAUAUUCUGGUUGUUGAUACUGAGGGUCUUCGUGCUCUAGAACUGGCUGGAAGAUCAACAAGACAUCAUGACAAUGAAUUGGCCACAUUUGUUGUUGGUCUUGCAAAUCUGACCUUGAUCAACAUCUCUGGAGAAAACCCAUCUGAGAUGCAGGACAUUCUUCAGAUUGUUGUUCAGGCCUUCCUGAGGAUGAAGAAGGUCAGACUGAAUCCCAGCUGUGUGUUUGUGCAUCAGAACGUCUCAGACAUCAUGGCUGGGGAGAAAAUCAUGGAGGGAAGGAGACGACUGCAGGAGAUAAUGGAUGAGAUGACAAAACUCACUGCUAAAGAUGAAGUCUGUGAUGCAGAAUGUUUUAGCGAUAUCAUUAUAUUUGAUAUUCAGAAUGAUGUGAAGUAUUUCGCUCAUCUUUGGGAGGGAAACCCACCGAUGGCACCACCAAACCCAAACUACUGUGAGAAUAUUCAAGAACUAAAGAAAACUAUUAUGUCUCAUGCCUCAAAGUCACAUGGAACGAUGCUGAUAGACUUAAAAGAUCGUAUUAAAGAUCUCUGGGAGGCUUUACUGAAGGAACGAUUCGUCUUCAGCUUCAGAAAUUCCUUGGAGAUUUCAGCCUACAGGAAACUGGAGACCGAAUACAGCAAGUGGUCCUGGAGUCUUCGCAGUGCCAUGAUGGAAACUGAGAACAAACUACACAACAAAAUAGAAAAUGAAGCAAUUCAUGAGGUUGAGGAAACUGAUCUUCAAACAGAACUGAAGAAGACAAGUGAAGAAGUGGAGAAAUCAAUGUCAGAAUUCUUUGAGAAAGACAAAGAUAAAGAUAUUCUGAUUCAGUGGAAAACAUCAUUUGAAAUGAAAAUCAAAGAGCUUCAGGAAAACAUUGUGAGAGAAACAAAGAAGAAAUUAAGUGUGAUACUUCAGCAGCGAGACCUGAAGAAAAAGAUUGAUGCUCAGAGGAAACAUCAUGAGAACGCUCUCUAUGAAAAGAGCAAAGAACUUCCCUUAAAACUCAAAGACAAAGCACAAGAUGAAGAACAUUUGAAGAAAAAAAGUGAUGCUGAGAGGACACAUCAUGAACAUACCCUUUAUAAAAAGAGUAAAGAAAUUGCCUUAAAACUCAAAGAAAAAGCAAAUGAUGAAGAAACAAUGAAGAAAGAAUUUGACUUGUUUUGGGAUCAGAGUGUGAAGAAGAUCAUCACAGACACUCUUCCAAUCAAAGACAUUGACCUAAUGAGAGAUGCAAGAGACAUCCUCAGUGAUGUCAAUGAGGGGCACCUCUCUGUGGACCACAAUAAAGACGACAGUGAGUACAUCAAUAUUUUCACUGUGUCCAGUUACAAUGAAUAUAUUAGUUUUAAAAAAUCCACAAAACGUUCGCCUUUAAAGGGUGCUUACAGAAAAUUUAAAAAAAAAAUUGGACACAGUCGAACUCUGUCUCGAGAGAAGGAAGCUCAAAUCAAGUCAUUAGUCACAGAUGUUGACCAGCAGACAGACAAGAUGAUUGAGUCAUUUAACAUUUCAAAGAUGGGCUACAACAUCAGCUACAUUAAACAAAUCACAGAUUACAUCAAGGAAAGAGUAACAGAACAUCAGGAAGGAUCAGAGAAAUAUGAAUUCAAGAAUGAAUUCUUCGUGGAUUUGGUUCUUUCCAUCUGUAAGAGAGCAAAUGAGACGAUCACUGACCAACACAGAAAGUACAAGGAAGCAAUAUAUGUUCAGAAGAGAGAAGAACAGUACAGUAUUUUCCAGAAAUACUGUCAUGGAGCAACAUCAACAGCCAUUUUUGGAGAGCUCGUCUGUCAGAAACUGAAAGAGCCCAUUGAGCAGAGUGUCUACAAGAAGACUGCCAGAGAUCUGACGGAUGAAAUGAGAUCAAACUGUGAAUCACUGAAAGGAAACAGAUCAAAUCUGGAAAAACACAUCCUGAAGACACUGGCAGAAGAGGAGGAUUUUGACAAAUACAUGAACUACAUUAAAACUCCCAGAGAUCACUUCAAGAGUUUCAUCAGAGAUGAAGUCAGUCGGUACAUCACUGAUAAGUUCAGUGUCAGUGUUUUACCCAAGAUGGAGAAGAACAUUAAACUCCUGCAGCAGAAGAUCAUGAAAGCAGCACAUGAAUCUACUGAUCAUGUUCAAGUGAACAGAGGAGAUGUUGGAUUAUGGUUGAAGAGUUUCACACAGCAGCUCUCAGACGUGCUGAUCUUCUCUGAAAAAGACCUCAGUGGAGUCAAACAUGAUGAUGUUGAGGAUUUCAGCUUCCUAGAAGAUGUGAUGAAAAAAGAACUUCCUGCUAUAAUGUCUGAUAUCUACUGUAAAUUCAACACAGAGGCAUUUCCAGUAAAUCUGGACUAUAAAUUCAGGCCAGAUGAGCUUCUGAUUGGUCACUUCUGUCAGUGCUGUUGGGUUCAGUGUCCGUUCUGUGGAGCCGUCUGCACUAACACCAUAGAAAACCAUGAUGGAGAUCACAGUGUUUCUUUCCAUCGUAAUAUUGGACUAAAUAGAAUAAAUUACAGGAAUACAUCUAACUUGUCUACUCAUAUCUGCACAUCAGCAGUGGCAAGCAAGACUCUGUAUUUUCAUCCCAAUGAUUCAGAUGAUUUAGUUCUCUGUAGAGAUUAUAGAACAGCAGGAGAAGUUUAUGCUAACUGGAGCAUCACUCCUGAUCUCUCUGAACUGCCCUACUGGAAGUGGUUUGUGUGCAGAUUCCAGAAAGAUCUGGAAAAAUACUACAAUAAAACAUUUGAGGGGGAAGAAGAGAUUCCAGAUGGAUGGAGAAAAUACUCUAAACUAGAUGCUAUUGCGAGUUUAGAGAAAUGUAUCUAAAGGAAAUGGUAAAGAAUGAGACUCUUAUGUCAGAAACUCCUCAGAUC
Messenger RNA from Pimephales promelas (fathead minnow), 9449 nucleotides. Lineage: Eukaryota; Metazoa; Chordata; Actinopteri; Cypriniformes; Leuciscidae. The record is from RefSeq and is a predicted model, not a curated record.